AUGAGCUUGAACUCCCCAUCACCAGAGGCAAACCACCACAUCGUCGCAGUAGAAGCAAUCCACUGCCCAAUCCCAUCAUUCGCCAUCCCGCACAAAAGAACAGUCCACAACUGGACCAACCCAUCCGAACUGUCCUCCCGCGUCAAAGACGCAACAAUAAUCAUAACGACGACAACUCGCCUGAACGCAGAUAUCCUCAGUUCAUCCAAAACGCCCCGCCUCCAAUUAAUCGUGAUCCUAGCCUCGGGCACGGACUGUGUUGAUCUGGAUGCUGCGCGCGCGCGGAAGAUCCCCGUUUGCAAUUGUCCCGGCACGAAUAUUGAUUCCGUUAGCGAGCAUGCUGUUGGUCUUUACUUUGCGCUGAGGAGGAAGGUUGUUGGGUUAAGUGGGGUUGUGCGUGGUGGGGAGGAGUGGAAGAAGACUGGUUCGUUGAAGGAUGGGAUGAAGAUGGCAGAUGGAGGUGCGCCGCUGCUUUGUUCUCAGGAGGUUGUUGGUAUUAUUGGGUAUGGGGCUCUUGGGGCGAGGAUUGGCGUUUUGAUGCGUGGGUUGGGGAUGGAGGUUAUUGUUGCUGAGAGAAGGGGGGUUCUGGAGGCGAGGGCUGGGAGGGUGUUGUUUGAGGAGGCGUUGAGGAGAGCGACUGUUUUGGUGCUUUGUUGUCCGCGGACGGCGGAGACGGCGAAUAUGAUUUCGGUGGCCGAGUUUGGGAUUAUGGAUCGGCGGGCUUUGUUGAUUAAUGUUGCGAGGGGGGGGCAUUGUGGAUGA
Messenger RNA from Penicillium manginii, 762 nucleotides. RefSeq lists its product as uncharacterized. Lineage: Eukaryota; Fungi; Ascomycota; Eurotiomycetes; Eurotiales; Aspergillaceae. Bases 1 to 762 code for a protein of 253 amino acids. The record is from RefSeq and is a predicted model, not a curated record. Gene Ontology annotation, molecular function: oxidoreductase activity, acting on the CH-OH group of donors, NAD or NADP as acceptor; NAD binding. The transcript has a single exon.